Messenger RNA from Aedes albopictus (Asian tiger mosquito), 1045 nucleotides. RefSeq names its product metaxin-2-like. The coding region runs from base 118 to 915 and encodes 265 amino acids. The transcript is spliced from 4 exons. Gene Ontology annotation, cellular component: cytoplasm; SAM complex. The record is from RefSeq and is a predicted model, not a curated record. Lineage: Eukaryota; Metazoa; Arthropoda; Insecta; Diptera; Culicidae. Gene Ontology annotation, biological process: mitochondrion organization.
UAUGUAACUUUGUUGUGACUGCGUAGUCGUCAGAUUUUUAAUCUUCGUACAGGACUUGUAUUAAAAAACAAGUAUUUCCUAAACUUCUGACACUGCAACGUUAUUAAAUAAAUCGAAAUGAGUGCAAUCACAAGCGAAUACUUGAAGAACGAAACCAUCGCAUCUCAGCCGUGGCCCCAGCAAGCACAUCUCUACCAGCCCUAUGAGGAGGAACAAAUCCUGCUGGCCGAAAACGCCAGCUGUUUGGCCGUGCGCACUUACCUAACCAUGUUGAACCUGCCGUUCGUGGUGGAUCAGCGGGCGAAUGCCGAAUUCAUGUCCCCCGGAGGCAAGCGCACGAAGCUGCCGGUCCUUCGCGUGGAGAACUACACCUAUGCCGAGUUUGAGCACAUCCUGAGCUUCGUCGAGUUGAAAAGCCUGUCGCUGACGAAGCACCUGACGGCCGAACAGAAGGACGACAUGCGGGCCCAUCUGUGUCUGGUGGAGCAAAUUUUCACCAAUGCUGAGCAAUACAUCAGCUGGGUUGAUCCGGAGGUGCUGCAGAAGUUGACCCGCCAACGGAACGGAAGUGUUUAUCCCUUCCCUCUGAAUCACAUCCAGAACUGGCGCAAGCAGAUGGCCGUGCGCCGUCAGCUAGGAGUGGCCGACUUCCUGAACAUCACCCUGGACGAGGUGGUGGAAAAGGUGGAAAAACUUUGUACGUCUUUGAGUAUGCAGCUUGGCGAUAAGAAGUAUUUUUACGGCGAUGAACCAACCGAACUGGACGCUUUGGUGUUUGGGCAUCUGUUCAGUAUUUUCACCAUCACGCUGCCGAACAAUAUUCUAGCGGUGACGAUUAACCAAUUCAAAAAUUUGACCAAAUUUUGUAAAACUAUCGAUGAGAAGUAUUUCAAGAAGGUGGCCGGAAGUCGUUGAUUGUAAUUGUAAUUGUAAUUUAUUAUCAUAAACGUAAGCCUGGCGGUAUAACCAUUAAUCAGGUCAAGGAAAUUUAGGAUAUUGUUUUUGUUAUUACGAAGCAUUUUGAAUAAAUGAAAAUUUAAUGUUC